UCUGUCAAAAUAUGGGCCAGGAGAUAUCCCAGCAGCAAAAUCAGCAACAGCAACAACCACACCAGCAGCACCAACAGCAAUCACAACCCCACAACAAACGACACCCACCACAGCAGCGGAAAAGCUUUAGCGGCAUUAGUACCAAUAAUCAGGCAAUUUAUACACCCAGCAGUCACCUGUCCACCACCACCAGCUCCUCCUCCUCCUCCUCCUCAACCAACAGCAAUAAUAGUAACAAUAACAAUAGUAGCAACAAUAUAAAUAACAAUCAAAACUAUCGUCUCCGUCACAAGUACAAUUUGAGUAAACAAACGUACGAGAGAAGCAAGAUCCCCAUUCCGGCAAGUCAAUCGGAUUCGGAUUCCCAUUACGCCAAGUUGAAUCUGCUGAGGAGCAGCUCCCAGAGUUCGGAUAGUGGUAUAUAUAAUUCAUCCUGCCACUGCAGUUCCGUCUCCUCGCUGUCCAUUUCGAGCAGCAGUCGGAGUAGCAGCAGCACUUCCUCCUCAUCCUCCACACGCGGCUCAGCGCCCAGCUCCUUGGUCUCAAGCAAGUCGAGUAAUCGUUCGCUGGACAAGCAGAAACACUAUUUACAUCAUCAUCUGUACAUCAAAUCAUAUCUGGACAUCUUGGAGGAGGACGAACGGGCGAGGGCACAUUUCAAAUCCGCACGACCCGGUGGCAUUCGUAACUAUACGCCCAAGAUACUUGCCACCGGCAGUGGCAACAAUAGCAGCGACUCCACGAUAUCCACCUGUAACUCUACACCUGGAGGUCUCUCAUCCAGUGCCCCAGCUCAUUGUUACGCAGGAUCUGGGAAGCGUUCAGCAGGAUUGGGAGGAACUGGAGCUAGUGGCAACGUCGAUCCCGAGAACAAGGUCCAGGAGCCAACCGUCAUACGUCGUCAGUAUGACUUUGUGGUGAUUGGUGGCGGUUCCGCCGGCGCUGUGGUGGCCAAUCGCCUUAGUGAGAUCCGUAACUGGACCGUCUUGCUCCUGGAGGCUGGCGGUGAUGAAACUGAGAUCUCCGAUGUGCCAGCUCUGGCGGGUUAUCUCCAGUUAACGGAGCUCGAUUGGAAGUACCAGACAACGCCCUCAUCCACACGUCAAUACUGUCAGGCCAUGAAAGGUGAUCGCUGCUUUUGGCCAAGGGGCAAAGUCCUCGGUGGCAGCUCUGUGCUCAAUGCCAUGGUCUAUGUUCGAGGCUCCAAGAAUGACUACAAUCAUUGGGCAUCGCUGGGUAAUCCCGGUUGGGACUAUGACAGUAUGCUCAAGUAUUUCCUCAAAUCGGAAGAUGUACGUAAUCCAUAUUUGGCCAAAACUCCUUAUCACGAAACUGGCGGUUAUUUAACUGUCCAGGAGGCACCUUGGCGCACGCCUCUCUCCAUUGCCUUCCUCCAAGCCGGCAUGGAAAUGGGCUAUGAGAAUCGGGACAUUAAUGGUGCCCAGCAAACAGGCUUUAUGCUCACCCAGAGUACGAUCCGGAGAGGAGCUCGAUGUUCCACGGGCAAGGCAUUCAUACGACCCGUGAGGGCACGUCAGAAUCUGGAUGUGUUGCUCCAUGCGGAGGCCACCAGGAUAUUGUUUGAUAAGCAGAAACGUGCCAUCGGUGUGGAAUACCAACGAGGUGGCCGAAAGCAAUUGGUCUUUGUCCGUCGUGAGGUGAUCGCCAGUGCUGGAGCUUUAAAUACACCCAAGCUAUUGAUGCUAUCGGGUGUGGGACCAGCGGAGCAUUUGCAGGAACAUAAUAUACCAGUGAUAUCGGAUCUGCCGGUGGGUAAUAAUAUGCAAGAUCAUGUGGGUCUCGGUGGUCUCACCUUUGUGGUGGAUGCACCUUUGACCGUGACCCGAAGUCGCUUCCAAACCAUUCCCGUUUCCAUGGAAUACAUUUUGAGGGAACGUGGCCCUAUGACCUUUUCGGGUGUGGAAGGUGUGGCCUUUUUGAAUACCAAAUAUCAAGAUCCAUCCGUUGAUUGGCCUGAUGUUCAAUUCCAUUUCUGUCCCAGUUCUAUUAAUUCGGAUGGUGGUGAACAAAUCCGUAAGAUAUUGAAUCUGAGAGAUGGUUUCUACAACACCGUGUAUAAGCCACUGCAACAUAGCGAAACUUGGUCCAUAUUGCCACUCCUGCUGCGACCCAAGAGCUCGGGAUGGGUUCGUUUGAACUCGAGGAAUCCACAACAGCCACCGAAAAUUAUACCCAAUUAUUUUGCCCAUCAGGAGGAUAUCGAUGUUCUAGUGGAAGGGAUUAAGCUGGCAAUUAAUGUAUCGAAUACUCAAGCUUUUCAACGUUUUGGAUCCCGUCUGCAUAAUAUCCCAUUGCCGGGUUGCAGACAUUUACCCUUUCAAUCGGAUGAGUAUUGGGCCUGUUGCAUCAAGGAGUUCACCUUUACGAUCUAUCAUCCGGCAGGAACUUGCCGGAUGGGUCCCAGUUGGGAUGUUACCGCCGUUGUGGAUCCCCGUCUUAGGGUUUAUGGUGUCUCCGGUGUCCGUGUUGUGGAUGCCAGCAUAAUGCCAACGAUUGUCAAUGGAAAUCCUAAUGCACCGGUUAUAGCCAUCGGGGAGAAGGCCUCGGAUUUGAUCAAGGAGGAUUGGGGCGCCAGGAGGGGCCACUCUUAG
Messenger RNA from Drosophila serrata, 2612 nucleotides. Its product is annotated as glucose dehydrogenase [FAD, quinone]. Gene Ontology annotation, molecular function: oxidoreductase activity, acting on CH-OH group of donors; flavin adenine dinucleotide binding. NCBI's taxonomy places the organism in Eukaryota, Metazoa, Arthropoda, Insecta, Diptera, Drosophilidae. The record is from RefSeq and is a predicted model, not a curated record.